This is a messenger RNA of Ilex paraguariensis (yerba mate), 1188 nucleotides long. The record is from the annotation of a GenBank genome assembly. NCBI's taxonomy places the organism in Eukaryota, Viridiplantae, Streptophyta, Magnoliopsida, Aquifoliales, Aquifoliaceae.
AUGGUAUCAUUUCACUCGUUUUUCUCCAUAUCUCUUGCAAUUGCCAUCAUAUUUGUCUCCAGAUUCUCCAUCACAGAAGCUAACAAUGGUGGUUUCACUGUGGAUCUAAUACACCGAGACUCGCCAAAAUCUCUAUUCCACAACCCUUCUCUAACUCCUUCACAACGCCUGAACAAUGCUUUGCAACGUUCAUUUUCCCGUGUUCAUCAUCUCAUGUCAUUCUCUCCCCAAUCAGCUUCAGCCAAUGUAACCCCCAAUGGUGGAGAAUAUGUCAUGAAGAUAUCCAUGGGGACCCCACCGGUUCAAAUUCCUGCAAUUGUCGAUACUGCCCAAACAGUUCUUCUUCAUAUAAAGUGGUACCUUGUGGUUCAAAACAAUGCCUAUCUUUUCCAAGAACUUCUUGCCUCCCAACUACGAAUACUUGCCAGUGCUCGGUCAGUUAUGGAGACAAAUCUUUCCGUCGCGGAUCUCGCCACUGAAACGGUAAAAUUGGGUUCCACCACCCUCCAUGACAUCAUUUUUGGCUGUGGACACGACAACGACAGCCCGUUUAGCAAUGCUAGAGCUGGCAUAGUCGGCCUCGGAGGUAGUCAAGUUUCGCUUAUCUCACAGAUGGGAUCUCCCAUUGGAGGCAAAUUUUCUUAUUGCUUGGUACCAAUGUCUGCCCAAAACACCAAGGCCAGCAAAAUGAACUUUGGAGGCAGUGGUGUGGUUUCAGGGCGUGGGGUGGUUUCAACUCCAAUAGUCUCAAAAUCCCCACAUGCUUUCUAUUUCUUGACACUGGAAGGAAUCAGUGUUGCAAACAAAAGGCUGGACUUUUACAUGUCCUCAGCCUCAUCAAAUGCUUCUAAGUUAGCUCAGGCUGGUAACAUCGUCAUUGACUCUGGUUCAACCCUGACCCUCCUUCCACCGGAUCUCUACAGCCGAUUAGUCUCGGCCGUGAAAAGUACGAUCAAGGCCCAACCGGUCAAGGAUCCAAAAUUGAUGCUAAGUUUGUGCUACUCUAAGUUGAAUUUUAGUUCCAUACCUAUUAUUAUUGUGCAUUUCAGGGGUGGAGACUUGAAGAUGAAUCCAUUGAACACCUUUGUUAGGACUAGCUUGUUUUCCAUAUACUUGGGUUUUGCCCCAGCUAGAGAGAUUGCCAUUUAUGGUAACCUGGCACAGGUGAACUUUUAUGUGGGCUUAUGA